AGAUGAUCUGAGUUGAGAAUGAGAAAUCUAGGUUUGAAGUAGAUGAUGAUGAUGAAUACUUGUGGUAACAAUUUAUCGCAGGAAUGUAUAGGUGUACGUGAAAGAUGUGAGGAAUUAGCCAAAUCGUCGUCGUUUUACCGGAUUGUUUACUCGGAGAUUGAAGAAAUUGGAUGGGAACUGCUAAGGAGAUUAGGUGGAGAUUUAACAUUUUUCAGCUUUCACGUUCUAGAUAAGAAGAGAAGGGCUCACAUUUUAGAAAUUCAACUGCAUAGAGACUAUCCUAAAUCUCCACCUUCCGUUUCCGCGGAUGUGCCCUAUAUGUUUACUUUGGAAUGGUCAACAAGCUCAAGAUUGAAAGAUGUGAUGCACCAAUUCCAAAAGCAUUUGGACGAUCUUCAAGACUUCUGGUCUGUCUUGGACGAUAUCGACAAGUCUCUCUCUGUUGUUGAUGCUAAGCAACCAUCUCGUGCUUCUCCUGUCCGUCGGAUUCAUGCUGGGAACGAUUGCAUCCUCGUUAUCCAUAUCAACUUCGACGACCCUAAGUCCUUACCAGAGUGCCGGUUUAUUGGUCCUGUGCCUCCAGCUACGCAUAUGAACAACUUACAUAACUUAUGGAGAAGAAAUAGCAAAAAGUGGUCAAAGGAAGUCUCAUUUCCUGAGAACCUCGAAUGUAUUCUAGGUACUGAGCUUCCAAAGCCUCCAGGUCUCCAAGAGGAAGAUGAUCAUCAGCAGAUUGAAUGCGGAAUCUGCUAUGCGCAGUUUCUACCCACAGAUGCGGAGCUCGGAGCUAGAAGUGGGACGCGAACAGAUUACACAUGCGAAAGCAUUAGUUGCAAUAAGUCUUUUCAUAGCCUUUGUCUCACAGACUGGUUAAGAUCUAUCACAACAACUAGACAGUCUUCUGAUGUUCUGUUUGGUAACUGCCCUUACUGUUCAGACCCAGUCGCGGUGAAGAUCAACAACAAAUAGAGUAGGAAAACCAUCAAAAUUAGCUGAUUCUGGAUGUUCUAAUGAAACGUGAUACAAAGAGAAGGGUUAGUACAGUGAUGAGUAGUAGUGACUAGUGAGGACAAAACUCCCUUUUUUACUAUUUUUCCUCUGUACGUUUAAGAUAGAACUCAUGUAGCUUUCAAAGAAGAAAUGUGAAUGUACCUUCCUUUUUUUCCU
Capsella rubella is the source of this 1167-nucleotide messenger RNA. Its product is annotated as E3 ubiquitin-protein ligase FANCL. Gene Ontology annotation, cellular component: nucleus; Fanconi anaemia nuclear complex. Gene Ontology annotation, biological process: interstrand cross-link repair; protein monoubiquitination. The transcript is spliced from 10 exons. Gene Ontology annotation, molecular function: ubiquitin protein ligase activity. Bases 43 to 969 code for a protein of 308 amino acids. Lineage: Eukaryota; Viridiplantae; Streptophyta; Magnoliopsida; Brassicales; Brassicaceae. The record is from RefSeq and is a predicted model, not a curated record.